GCCGCGGCGCGCGGGUGCCGGGCUCUGCCUCGCAGGCCAUGGGGGAAGGGGGCGCCGUGGGGCGCCGCCGGCCCUUCCCCGGGGCGCCGCGGCGGCGCUGGUGGCGGCGGCAGCAGCAGCAGCAGCGGCAGCGGCAGCGCUGGUGGCCGGGCCGCGGCGAGGGCGAGGGCGCGGGGCGCGCCGCCAUGGGCCUGGCCGGCUGCAGGCAGGAAGAUGUCCAAGCCCCGCGCGGUGGAGGCGGCGGCGGCGGCGGCGGCGGUGGCAGCGACGGCCCCGGGCCCGGAGAUGGUGGAGCGGAGGGGCCCGGGGAGGCCCCGCACCAACGGGGAGAAUGUAUUUACCGGGCAAUCAAAGAUCUAUACCUACAUGAGCCCGAACAAAUGCUCUGGAAUGCGUUCCCCCCUUCAGGAAGAGAACUCAGUUGCACAUCACGAAGUCAAAUGCCAGGGGAAGCCGUUAGCCGGAAUCUACAGGAAACGCGACGAGAAAAGAAACUCUGGGAAUGCAAUACGAAGCUCCAUGAAGGCCGAGGAACAGAAGAUCAAAGACGCCAGGAGAGGUCCCCUGGCCCCUUUUCCAAACCAAAAAUCUGAAGCAACAGAACCUCCCAAAACCCCGACCUCGUCUUGUGAUUCUCCCAACGCAGCUGCCGCCAAGCAAGCCCUGAAAAAGCCCGUCAGGGGCAAACAGGCUCCCAGGAAAAAAGCUCAAGGAAAAACGCAGCAGAAUCGUAAACUCACAGAUUUCUACCCUGUUCGAAGGAGCUCCAGGAAGAGCAAAGCUGAGCUGCAGUCUGAAGAAAGGAAAAGAAUAGACGAAUUGAUUGAAAGUGGGAAAGAAGAAGGAAUGAAGAUUGACCUCAUUGACGGCAAAGGCAGGGGCGUGAUCGCCACCAAGCAGUUCUCCCGGGGCGAGUUUGUGGUGGAAUACCACGGGGACCUCAUCGAGAUCACCGACGCCAAGAAGCGGGAGGCUCUGUACGCGCAAGACCCCUCCACGGGCUGCUACAUGUACUAUUUCCAGUAUCUGAGCAAAACCUACUGCGUGGAUGCAACCAGAGAGACAAAUCGCCUGGGAAGACUGAUCAAUCACAGUAAAUGUGGGAACUGCCAAACCAAACUGCACGACAUCGACGGCGUGCCUCACCUCAUCCUCAUUGCCUCUCGCGACAUCGAGGCUGGGGAGGAGCUCUUGUACGACUAUGGGGACCGCAGCCGGGCUUCCAUCGAAGCCUACCCCUGGCUGAAGCAUUAACCCCACGGCCCCGCCCCUCCCCCCUCCCUUCUUCAAUGGACAAAGUGCCCUCAAAGGGAAUUGACUUUUUUUUUUUUUUUUUUUUUUUUUUUACACAUUUAAUCUUAGCAGAUUACUUCAGAUGUUUUUAAAAAAGUAUAUUAAGAUGCCUUUUCACUGUAGUAUUUAAAUAUCUGUUACAGGUUUCCAAGGUGGACUUGAACAGAUGGCCUUAUAUUACCAAAACUUUUAUAUUCUGGUUGUUUUUGUACCUUUUUUGCAUACAAGUCGAACGUUUGUGCUUCCCGUGCAUGCAGUCAAAGACUCAGCACAGGUUUUAGAGGAAAGAGUCGAACACGAACUAGGAAGCUGGGCGAUGCGCCUGCGUCCACCCGAGGAGCCGGGACUCUCUCCCCUCCUCACCCCCGACGUCCCAGUGCCAGGCGGGCGCGAGGAAGAGCUGCCUCCCCACGGCCUGGACGGGAUGUUCCCAAGCUCUUGUUUUCCUGACAUCUCGACAGGCGCACAUUGAAGUGUAUGAAUAUUUUUUAAAAAGGUUUCACAGUAAGAUAGUCUUCCCCUCUGCUUUCUCGAAAGCUUACUGACCCGGUGGCUCACGGGCCGGGCCUAGAUUUACUCUUCCACGGGCUGCCGCUUUUCUGGGCACCUCGAAGCAUCAGGGCGGGGAAUCAAAGCAGAUGUGGGCAGGGACAAGCACUGCUUACCCAGCCCUGCCGGCAGGGGUUCCCGAAACUGGGUUAAUUUCUUUAUAGAAAUGUGAACACUGAGCUUAUUUUAAAAAAAAUAAUAAAAAUCAAAAAACAAAAAAGAAAAAAAAGAAACCACAGAAGACAACUUACAUGUAUAUAGGUCUUGAGGUGAGUGACGUGGCUGUGUUUUUGUUUGGGGUUUUUUUUUAGUUUGGCUUUUUUUCUCCCCCUUGGUUUUGUUUCUGUAGAAGAGAUUUGAGAUGGUACACUAUUCUAAUCAAAAAUAAAGUUUUGUAGUGGGACCAGAAAUCACUUACCCAAUUUCCCACCUCCCCACCCCCCGCCCCAACCUGAUUCUGCUGGGUUGAAAGUUCCAGACCUGCUGUCAAGGCUUUUGUUUGUCAGACCCCCUGGUGUCCUUCCUGUGAAGAUGCAGCCAU
Molecule: messenger RNA, 2383 nt
Organism: Balaenoptera musculus (blue whale)
Lineage: Eukaryota; Metazoa; Chordata; Mammalia; Artiodactyla; Balaenopteridae
Gene: KMT5A
Product: lysine methyltransferase 5A
Exons: 8
Coding region: 214-1254 (346 amino acids)
Molecular function (GO): protein binding; histone H4K20 methyltransferase activity
Source: RefSeq, a predicted model, not a curated record